Molecule: messenger RNA, 4845 nt
Organism: Hippocampus zosterae (dwarf seahorse)
Lineage: Eukaryota; Metazoa; Chordata; Actinopteri; Syngnathiformes; Syngnathidae
Product: BRCA2-interacting transcriptional repressor EMSY-like
Exons: 20
Coding region: 718-4320 (1200 amino acids)
Biological process (GO): regulation of DNA-templated transcription
Cellular component (GO): nucleoplasm
Source: RefSeq, a predicted model, not a curated record
UUCGGCCGGGUUCAAAAUCCCCAAAUAAAAGUUCGCCGUCGCGUCCCCUGUCAAUGGCGUCGUCUCUCUAUCUCCAAGUCGGCCCGCUGCAAUUGUUUUUCCCCCCCAAUGAAUCUUCCCACGGAUGCAAAAUAGAAGGAAAUGCUUUCGCCUCUGUCCUCUUCUCUUCCCCUCGGUUGGCAAAAAAAAAAGAUGCGUUCAAAUGCUCAUCGUGAUCCUCCGAGGGAGUGAUUAAAACGGCAAAAUAUCAAAUGAAAUUUUAUAGCUACUCCACACCGUUAGAGUGUAAAACUCAAUUAAUACAGACAUGAUCGUAAAACAAACUGGAGUCACAAUCGAGUCUCUUGCGUGUGUCUUCUGCCCACGUAGGCGUGUUUUUGAACGGUCCGCGAAGUGGUCGUUUGAUUCUGAGGCUGCGCUGUUAUUUGUCGUCGGUAGGCGGCAGCACUUGAUAAAAGCGGGACAAAAAAAAACAAUCAAAAAUCCCACGAAGGAGCAAGCUCCUUCCCUUUGGGCUGAGCUCUGCUAACAGACAACGUAAACAUUAGCACAUUUGACUUUAAACUCAUUUUUCGGGCGCUUGUCGCUCCGGUUCACUCGAGCAAAACAUCGCUACGCAGAGGCUUGGAUAAAAUGUAAUCUUCAACUAUGGCUGUUUGGAGUUGUGUAUUUUUUAACGCUGUCGAGGCCUUGUGUUUGUCCUGCUAACGAGAGCCAAUGAUUCAGCUGGAGAAACCGCUGCUGACUGGGACCAUGCCGGUGGUCUGGCCCACCAUCCUUGACCUGGGCAGGGAUGAGUGCAAAAGGAUACUGCGCAAACUGGAGCUGGAGGCGUACGCCGGCGUCAUCAGCGCCCUGCGAGCCCAGGGAGACCUCACUAAGGACAAGAAGGAUCUGCUGGGAGAGCUCACCAAAAUCCUUGGCAUCUCAACCGAGCGCCACCGCGCCGAAGUGCGCCGCGCCGUCAACGACGAGCGCCUUUGCACCGUCGCGUACCACAUGGCGGGUCAGAACAGCUCGUCCGAAUGGUCCAUCGAGGGCCGGCGGCUGGUGCCGCUGAUGCCCCGGCUGGUCCCGCAGACGGCCUUCACCGCCACUGCCAACGCGGUGGCCAGCGCCGCCGCCACUCACAACGCCUCCAUGCUGUUGCCGGCUGAGACGGGGAACAAGGAAGUGGUCGUGUGUUACUCCUACACGAGCACGACAGGCACCUCCAGCAGCUCCACGGCAACGAGCGGCGCUGCGGCAACGGCCACCAAGUCCCCGCGGCCACCCAGCCCCUCGUCCAGCGUGGUGGUGCUGCCCAGCGGAAGCACCGUCUACGUCAAAAGCGUGAGCUGCUCCGAUGAGGACGAGAAGCCGCGCAAGCGCCGGCGCACCAACUCGUCCGGCUCGUCGCCGGUGCUGCUGAAGGAGGCGGCCAAGGUGUCGUCGCCCGCCGCCAAGCACGUGGCGGCGGCGCCGGUGGUGAGCGGCAGCCCCAAGAUGAGCAACCUCAUGCAGAGCAUCGCCAACUCGCUGCCGCCGCACCUGUCGCCCGUCAAGAUCACCUUCACCAAGCCCACCAUUCAGACCACCAGCAGCAGCACGCAAAAGGUGAUCAUCGUGACCACGUCGCCCAGCUCCAACUUUGUGCCCAACAUCCUGUCCAAGUCGCACAACAACGCCGGCGUGUCCAAGUUGGCCUCCAGCUCCAUCCUGACCACGCCCACCCACAAGCAGACGGUGGUCUUCCCGGCGGCCACUUGCGGCCCCUCGGCCGCGCCGGCCGUCACCGCCGUGGUCUCCUCCUCGCCCUCGGCCGUCAUGUCCGCCGUGUCCUCGUGCGCCGCCUCGGCGGGCGUGAAAGUGGCCUCGGCCAGGCUGCCCUCCCCGAAGACCCUGGCGGGCUCCCCGGCGCAGAUCCUGGGCCAGUUCCCCAAGCAACAGUCGUCCAUGGGGGCUUCCGGCGUGGGCCAGGCCGCCGCCGCCUCGCCGGGCCCCAAGCCCACGAUUCAGAUCAAGCAAGAGUCUGGGGUGAAGAUCAUCACUCAGCAGGUGCAGCCCAGCAAAAUCCUGCCCAAGCCGUCGGCGGCGGCGGCUCUGUCCAGCGGCGGCGGCGCCGGCAGCAGCUCCUCGCCCAUCAUGGUGGUCAGCAGCAACGGAGCCAUCAUGACCACCAAGCUGGUCACUCAGCCCACAGCCACCCAGGCCACCUACACGCGGCCCGCCGUGGCCCCCAACCUGGGCGCCCGCAUCUCGGCCUCGGCCGGCGCCGCCACCUACGUCAAGACCACGAGCGGCAGCAUCAUCACGGUGGUGCCCAAGUCCUUGGCCACGCUGGGCGGGAAGAUCAUCAGCAGCAACAUGGUGUCGGGCACCACCACAAAGAUCACCACCAUCCCCAUGUCGUCCAAACCCAACGUGAUCGUGGUCCAGAAGACCAGCGGCAAAGGGUCCACCAUCCAAGGGCUGCCCGGCAAGAACGUGGUCACCACCUUGUUGAACGCGGGGGGAGAGAAGAGCCUGCAGGCCGUCCCGGGGACCAAACCGGCCAUCAUCACCGCCGGCAGGCCCAUCACCAAGAUGAUCGUCACGCAGCCCAAAGGCCUGAGCGCCGGCGCCGCCUCCGCCGCCGCCACCAAGAUCAUCCCCACCAAGAUCGUCUACGGCCAGCAGGGCAAGACGCAGGUGCUCAUCAAGCCCAAGCCGGUGUACCAGACGGCCGUGGUGAGCGAACAGACCCGGCAGCUGGUCAGCGAGACCCUGCAGCAGGUCACCCGCUCGGUCGACGCGGCCCACGUUAGCGCUCAAGACGGCGGCACGAAGGACGAGUGCGGCGCCCUGGCGGAAAGCUCGACCGGGGAAGCGUCGCACGGUAGGCGGGACGCCGCGGCGUUGGCGUGGCGCCGGGCUCUCGAAGCCGCCAAAUGCUUGAAUGCGCUCUCGGGGGCUCGUCCCUCUGGCAGAGACGCAGGCGGUGCUGCACGUGCUGUCCUCCCGCGAGCAGGAGUGGACGGAGCAGGAGGUGUCGGUGGAGUCGGCCCCGACCAUCAUCUACCAGGAGUGAAGGAGAAGGGCGAGUCCAAAGCCAGGCAGCACGCGCACAUCGACCUGAGCCAGAUGGCCGUGCCCAUCCAGCUGGCGCAGGAGAAGAGGAGCAGCCCGGAGUCGUCACGGCCGCCCGGCGGCGAGCCCCAAGCGGGCGCCGCCGCCGCCACCGCUCCGCCGCCUGCUAAAGUGAGCCGGACGACGACGAUGGAGGAGCGUGCGGCCUCGACCCCCGCCGCCCCCUACAAAAGCGUCGGCCAGGUUCCCGUGGCUAACAAGCCGGUCGACGCCACGCCCGUAACCGCGGUGACGCACGUCAGCCUCAGGCCUUCCGAUGGUAAAAGCGAGUCCGCGUUGGAGGCGAGCGAGCUGGAAGGCGACACGCUGGACCCUCAGACCGGCUUGUUUUACCGCUCCAGCAACCAGACGGACGCCCCCAAGCAAGCCCCCCACGCCGCUCCUCAGCUCACGGCUGCCAGCCACCCAGAAGGCACCACUCCACCUCUUCCUCCUCCUCCUCAUCCUCCCCAGCUGCAGAGUAAACCUCAGCUCAACCAGGCUCCGCCCCCCUCCUCUCCCUCGCCCUCCUCUUCGUCCUCACCGGCCAAGAAGCUCCCCAAACUGAGAGAGCAGAGUCCGGCCAAGCCUCAGGGUGCCGCCCCCUCGCUCGUCACGCCGCAGCUGCCCAAACUACAGCAGGCGCCCACGUCGCACCACAGGCCGCUGCACGCGCCCAUGUCGCACCCGCCGCCGCUGCAGGCGCACCACCCCAUUGGCGCCGACAAGGCCGCGCCGGUACAGCAGCCAAUCAUCACGCAGAGCGCCACCGUCACCAAAAUCACCUUCGGCGGCAUCCACCAGCAGCAGGCCGGCCACGCGCCGCCCGUCCCGAGCGACGAUGCCGAGCUGGCGGGCCAGCCGGGCUCGGGGCCGGCGCUGGACGAGGAGGCGUCCGUGUCCGACAUCCUGAAGAUCUCCAUGAUGGAGGCCCAGAUCGACCCCGGCACCGAGCCCGUGCUGGUGGACUCGUCUGGCGAGCGGCCCUCCCAGGCGCAGGCCCUGGAGGCCAAGCGAGCGGCGGCCCAACACUUUGCCAAAGAGCGCCUGGAGGUGAUCCAGGUGAUCCCUCAGUACUCGAUCGUGCCGGACUCGAGCCAGUCCAACGUGGUGGUGGAGCCCAGCGGCUUCCUGGAGAUCACCAACUACACCAGCCAACAGCUGGAUGACGACGACGGCCCCGCCGAGCACGACGUGGACAGUGGUAACGACGCCGGCCCCCCCACGCCCUAGAACGGACCCCGCCCCGUCCAGCUUGAUAUGCCCACUUUGUAACGGGCCUUGCUUUUGGAAUGCAGUCGCCACCCGAUGCUGGAAUGAAGAGAGACACAAGGGAACUGGACAUGUGUGCUAAUACCCCCCCCCCCCCCCCCCUCACCCCAAAUGGCAUCUUCCUCUUACUUUUCUAACAAUCAUAGCCAUAAUCUGAAAGAAAAAAAAAGUGGGGUCGGGGGGGUUACAACUGAAACAGAACAAGGCAUGCAUAAUGUAACGAACAUAAAGGAUAUAACGUCCAUGUACCAUUUUGGUGUACAUUUCAUACAUUUGUAAUAUUGAGCUAUUGCGCUACUUUUUUUAAUAUCAAAAUAUAUAUUAAAGAAAAUCAAAUUGGGAUUUUUUUUUCCCUCAGUGUGAGCAAGGCAAGGAGGGGGGGUGUUGGUCCUUUCCGUUUAUUGAUGCCGUCAUAAAAGUAAACAAAAACAUGAUUGAAUAGAAAUGCCGUGUAAAGAACAAAUGGACGCCGUUGUAUGGAGGGGG